This is a messenger RNA of Labrus bergylta (ballan wrasse), 2522 nucleotides long. Lineage: Eukaryota; Metazoa; Chordata; Actinopteri; Labriformes; Labridae. The record is from RefSeq and is a predicted model, not a curated record.
UGAGUGACGAGAUUUCAUUUGUCAUUACAGAAGCCAUGACACCACAAAGACUGACAACCAAGACCAGAUGGAUUGGAGCAGCGUUGAAAAGAACACAAGUGAAGAGAUGAGUAAGAGGAGUGAAAAGCCUCCCAUGAGUCCCUCUGCCACCCUGCCUGCCAACACGCAGGACGACAGCUUCGGCUCGAGGAAGGCGCGCUCUUCUUUCGGGAAAGGCUUUUUCAAGAUUCGCGGGGGCAAAAAAACAGCCAGCACCCCCAACCUAGACCGCAGCAGGAGUGCAAGUGCGCCUACGUUAGCGGAAACAGAGCAACAGGGCACCGAUCAUUUGGACCUCGCUGGGCUUCCACAGAGGUCUGCGAACAGCGACAGCACCCACACGCUCCCUACGACCCCAGAGGGCAGGAAAAAAUCCAAAGGGAUAAAGAAACUCUUUGGAAAGCUCAAAAGGAGUCAGUCUACAACAUUCGACCUUGAUGAUAACCUACCAGAGGGGGAGUUCAAAAGAGGUGGAGUGCGAGCCACAGCUGGACCUCGACUGGGUUGGUCUCGUGAUCUCCAACGAGCCAACAAUGAUGUCGAUGCACCCUUUGCACGCUGGUCAAAGGAUCAAGUUUGUGACUGGCUGCAGGACCAGGGUCUCGGCCUUUAUGUGAACAUGGCUCGUGUAUGGAUCCGCUCCGGUCAGACGCUUUUACAGGCCUCACAGCAGGACCUAGAGAGGGAGCUGGGCAUCAAACACCCACUGCACAGAAAGAAGCUGCAGCUGGCCCUUCAGGCCCUCGGCUCAGAGGAGGAAGACAAUAAGGGAAAGCUGGACUUCAACUGGGUUACGAGAUGGCUGGAUGACAUCGGUCUGCCUCAGUAUAAAACCCAAUUUGACGAGGGGAGGGUGGAUGGUCGCAUGCUGCACUACAUGACAGUGGAUGACCUGCUUUCUCUGAAAGUAGGGAGUGUCCUGCAUCACCUCAGUAUUAAGAGAGCUAUCCAAGUGCUUCGCCUCAACAGCUACCAGCCCAACUGCUUACGUCGCAGGCCGUCUGACGAGAACAAUAUUUCUCCAGCAGAGAUCUCGCAGUGGACCAACCACAGGGUGAUGGAGUGGCUGCGUUCUGUGGAUCUGGCUGAGUACGCUCCCAACCUGAGAGGCAGUGGUGUGCACGGUGGCCUGAUGGUUCUGGAGCCUCGGUUUAACGUGGAGACCAUGGCUUUGCUGCUCAACAUCCCCCCAAACAAGACGCUGCUGCGUCGCCACUUGGCCACACAUUACAACCUGCUCAUUGGAUCAGAGGCUCAGCAGCUCAAACAAGAGUGUCUUGAAAACCCAGACUACACUCUUCUUACUGCCACCACUAAAGUCAAGCCGAGGAAACUGUCGUUUGGUAACUUUGGCAGUCUGAGAAAGAAGAAGCAGGAGGAGAGUGAAGAGUACGUGUGUCCGAUGGAUGUGGAGAUGCCUAAAGGACGAAGUUUCCAGAAAGGCUUUGAGCUCCAGAUCUACGAGGACGACCUCGACAGGCUAGACCAGAUGGACGACUCUGAAGGAACUGUGAGACAGAUUGGAGCUUUCUCUGAGGGAAUUCAAAACCUGACGAGCAUGCUGAAAGACGACGAAUUCUUCAAAGAGAUUUCAAAUUCACCCAACAACAGUGUAACAGAUGAAGAGUCGAAUGCAUGAGACUGUGAGCACCAUGAGACCUGGUCCUGCUGUGAAAGAAGCCCCCCCCCACACACAGACUUUUCAAAAUGCUGCCAGGUUUCUUUUUAAGAGUAACAUUCAGACAUCAAGUAUUACAGCGUCUUCUUUCUUAUUUCAUUUUCAAAGCGUGGUGUUGUGGAAGCCUUCGGUCCUGUAGGCUCCGUUACUCUUGAACUUGUUCUCUGUUUUUUGUUUUCUGAUGACAGAGGGAACGUUUAGGGCCACACCACUGCCUGUCUGCCAGCUGGAUUCUGGAUACUUUGUACUCGACUGUGUAUAAGCAUCAUUUUAGGGCCGCCCUAACGGGAUUGAGUGAGAGAAUUCAAGCAGCAGAUUUAAGGCAUCUUCAAUACAGCAAUAUCGAUAGAUUUUAAUAUAUGUCUUUUUAAAAUUGCCUUCUUACUGUAGAAAAAAUAAUGUACAUCCAAAUUAUUACAAGUAGGUGUAAAGUUGUAACUUUGAAACAGCUGCUAUGUUUGUUUGUUUUUUACAGAAUUUAACCUUGCUUAUUAAAUGAAAAGUGUCAUUUUAACUUUUUACAGGAUUUCACUUCACGAGUACAUAUCAUAUAAAACAAAGAGUGAUUAAUAUCAUUGCAUGGUUUGGAACUCGACACAUUUAUAUCAGAGCUUCUUCAUUUUAUCUUUCUUAUAAAUGUUUUUUUUAAUGUUUUUAUUUCCAAAGGGCUGGUUGGUUCAGAGUUGAGAUGUCUUCAGGUUCUUUUGAAAUAAUGUUGUAGUUUAACCCUCUACGAAAACAGAGAACACAUCUUUUUUUUUUACCUUCAUUCAUUUCUAAGACCAAUAAAAUAAUUUAAAUCUUU